This is a messenger RNA of Trypanosoma brucei brucei TREU927, 1173 nucleotides long. RefSeq lists its product as hypothetical. Bases 1 to 1173 code for a protein of 390 amino acids. The transcript has a single exon. The record is from RefSeq and is a predicted model, not a curated record. Lineage: Eukaryota; Euglenozoa; Kinetoplastea; Trypanosomatida; Trypanosomatidae.
AUGAGAGCAAGUAUGAAUUGCUCCGGUUCCAUUUCUCCUGUGCGGAACCCCUCUCUCCUUGGGACCAUCAGUAACAGCGCAUCGGCGGUCCCCACAUCCGCUCGACCCUCCAGGCAUCUUCAUAGUAGUCUCCUUCACACCCCAACGCGUCGUUCUGCUCAUUCUUCCAUGACUGGGACAAGUGUCGAGACGGGUGCACCGAUAUUGCUUUCGCUUCUGGACAUUCACACCUUGCCGCUAUCGGGGCGACGUGGCGAGAGGAGGAACAAUUGUGGAAGCGGUAGGCAAACUGGUGGAACAAGAAGCGAUGAAGAAACGUCGUCACUCGUGGACUUCGAGCAUAUGACUGCAGAGGCGGAGGCGGCGGCUCUUACAAUGUCCCGGGCAGAGCUCUGCGACGCUGUUCUCGACCUUCGAACUAGGAUUCGUAAGCUGCGAAGCACCAUUAUCCGUGAGCGUGAGGAUGUGGCAAAGUUGCACGAGGGUAUGAGGGAAACAUACAAGGCUGCGGAAAGGGAAGGGGAGAGCAUAACAAAUCAGCUGAUGCGCCGGGUGGAUAAGGUUCGCCGCCAGAAGGCCCAACUGGAGGUUAGAUUGCAUAGGGAGGAGGCGUUGAAGUCGGAGCAAGCGCAGAAACUUAUGGAUCUAAAGGCCAGCAGCUUAAGCCUGGAGCGCCGGCUGCAACGCGAGGAGGAAGUAACGCUGGCAUCGAUGAACGAGCAGCUGGUGAGGCUUCAAAGUCAGCGGCAGCAUUUGGACAGCCUUCUUUCGGAGCACUCUUCACUUCAGCAAAUGCAGGAGUUUGUCGACCGUCUUCAAACACAGUCCACAAGUUGUGGCGGCAGUUUCCGACACUCUCUUGUGCACUCUUCCGCAGAUGCCGGUACGGGCCCCUGCGUCGAUUCAUCUCUUGUUACCACUCCCGACAUCACCGGAUCGUCUGCGGUUUCAAGUGUUGGCACUCAUUCACAAUUGCAUCGUCGCGUGGACAGUGGAGACCACCAGGAGAUUCUACAAUAUUUGAGGCAUGAGGUUUCAGUAGUGGAGGCUAUACAACGCGAAGCCUAUGAACAGGGCGAGCGGUACAUUGAGAAGCGUAAUGAACUUGAGCGGCGCAUCAUGCGAGCGGAGGCUGAACGGGAGAGCGGUCGCCGCACAUUCGGAGACCCGUAG